UCGACCGAUACUAAAUUGCGUGUACAUACAUCUCUCCACCGGGAUUGUAAGAAUAGGUUUCUUCGUGUAGAUCGUGGAAAUUGUUGCAUUUGUGAACGCACAAUUUUACUUAACAUUCUUUAAGAAAGAGGACGAAUGAGUAAAGUACGUAAUUUAGACUACUGGACAUUGAUUAAGCACAGUGCAAUGGGAGCAGUAACAUCAAGGAUAGCACAUAAGCUACAAAAUUUUAAUCUAGAGGCUCGAGCACAAAAGGUGUUAUUGAAAGAAAAACCUACACGUGCUCCUCAGUUUCACGCAACAUUGAAACAAAUAGAACAAGUGAAACAGAUUGACCCUGAUGCUAUGGAGCAGCUUCGUAAGAAAGAUACAUCCUUGGAUAAUCGAUUAAAGAGUGUUUAUAUUAGUUCUCACGAUCCAGAGAUUAAAGAACACACUGAUAGACCAACUUCUACAAGGUCUUUACCAAAGAACAUACAUACUGAACAAUAUGAGUUUGAUUUUUCAACUCCAAUUCAUGUUCCUGAAGGCAAAUGCACCUUGCAACAACUGAUCUCAUACAUUGACCAUCAUGCAACUGAUCCUAACAAAUAUACUGCGAUUAGGAUCGCUUCGGAGUCCAAACUAGAACCUAAAACAGUUGAAAUUAUACUUUCAUAUUAUAAACUACUUCGUUUAGUAGGACAGCCACAAGUAACCAAAGAAGAAUUUAGUAAAUUUGCUGUAGAAUCUGAAACAAGGAAACCUCUUCCUGAUAAAUGAUUUAUCUGUCACAUAGUCAAUUACUUUAACUGUUAGGCACAGAUUAGUUAGAAUUCAGUAUCUGUAAAAUAUUAAAUAAAAUAAUUACCAAUGUCUUUAAUAA
Messenger RNA from Cephus cinctus (wheat stem sawfly), 865 nucleotides. Its product is annotated as protein NDUFAF4 homolog. Gene Ontology annotation, biological process: mitochondrial respiratory chain complex I assembly. Gene Ontology annotation, cellular component: mitochondrion. The record is from RefSeq and is a predicted model, not a curated record. The transcript has 6 exons. Bases 136 to 762 code for a protein of 208 amino acids. Lineage: Eukaryota; Metazoa; Arthropoda; Insecta; Hymenoptera; Cephidae.